AAACGCACGGUGAUGAGACCAGUCUACUUGGCGUUGGUGUUGACUGAAUGUAAAACGAUCAACAUCAGAUCUCUAAUGUACUGAAAUUAUGACAGAGUCCUGACAGGUGUCACGUGGUGAUGCCCCGUCUUCGCCAGCUCAAGCUGCCUGUCGCCAUCAUCAUCGGUUUCUGCAUCAUCUACUUCCUGUUGCACCGUCAUGCCAGCGACAUUAACCGUCGCCCGAGACCUUUCCGACCACGAGCCCACAAGGGAGUUCCAAUGCCCCUUCCCCCUGACGAUGCUGACGAUAGUGGAAAAUCAUCCCAGUACAGUUUAGAGUAUCUCCACGAUUUAGGGAGGAUUGAGACACCUGACGACCAGCGUAAACAUGAUCAAGGUUACCACCACCAUGCGUUCAACAUCCUCAUCAGCGACCGACUGGAUUAUGUUCGGCCGAUCCCCGACACCAGGAAUCCUCAGUGCAGUGACAACGUCUUCUCCAGCAACCUGCCUACUGCUAGCAUCAUCAUCUGCUACAUCAACGAGGCUAGAUCCGCCUUGCUGCGUACAGUACACACUGUUAUAGCCCGGACACCGGAACACCUUCUCAAGGAGAUCAUACUGAUUGAUGAUUACAGUGACCUUGAUGACCUCGGGUCAGACUUCCUGGAAUAUGUCCACACCAACCUACCUAAGGUGAAGGUUUUCCGGCUGGAGCAGAGAUCAGGGUUGAUUCGGGCUCGGAUGUUUGGUGCGAAACAGGCCCGGGGAGAGGUGUUAGUGUUUCUGGAUAGUCACUGCGAGGUGAAUGUCUACUGGCUGGAGCCACUACUGACACGGGUAGCAGAGAGCGAACGCAACGUUGUCAUCCCCAUUAUUGACAUCAUCACCGACACCUUCGCCUACGAGGCCUCGCCGCUGGUACGGGGAGGAUUUAACUGGGGCAUGCAUUUCCGCUGGGACCAGCUCCCUCAGAGUUUCGUGGAUAACCAAGCUACCAACAGCAAACCAAUAAAAUCCCCAACAAUGGCGGGAGGCCUGUUUGCCAUCGACAGAUCAUACUUCCAUCAUAUGGGAGAGUAUGACUCGGGGAUGGAUGUGUGGGGUGGAGAGAAUCUGGAGAUUUCCUUCAGGAUCUGGAUGUGUGCCGGCCAGCUGGAGAUCAUCCCAUGUUCGCGUGUAGGGCACAUCUUCCGCAAGCGUCGGCCGUACACUGGACCAGGAGGAGACAGUUUCACCAAGAACUCCCUCAGAGUGGCCCUUGUGUGGAUGGAUGACUACAUUAAAUAUUACUACAAGGUCAGUCCGGGUGCCAAAGGAGUUGAUGCCGGUGAUGUCUAUGAUCGCAAGACUCUGAGGAGGCAGCUGAAUUGUAAAUCCUUCAAGUGGUAUCUGGACACAGUCUACCCAGAGCUGUCGUUGCCGAGUAACUACAGUAGAAAGCAGAUAUUAUUCAAUAAGAAAUCGCUCGGGAACUUCCAGCAGCCGAAGACCAAGAGAUCUGGGAUGUUGAAGCACAUGGCCUCAGGUCUCUGUGUGGAGUCGGAGGAAGAGGUGUACAACAAGAAGGCUCUCCUGCAUCUGGCUGUAUGCAGGUCAACUUCAGAGAGUAAAGAUCAGUCCGGGAAGACCCAGCUGUACAACCCCGGUAGUGGGAAGUGUUUGUCUGCCACAGGGAUUGAGCCAAACUCCUUCCUGAAGCUCGUCAUCUGCUCUGAUCAUCCCCUGCUCAACUUUGAUCUCGUCAUAGAGUAG
Messenger RNA from Haliotis rubra (blacklip abalone), 1736 nucleotides. Its product is annotated as polypeptide N-acetylgalactosaminyltransferase 11-like. Gene Ontology annotation, cellular component: Golgi apparatus. Gene Ontology annotation, molecular function: Notch binding. The record is from RefSeq and is a predicted model, not a curated record. NCBI's taxonomy places the organism in Eukaryota, Metazoa, Mollusca, Gastropoda, Lepetellida, Haliotidae. Gene Ontology annotation, biological process: regulation of Notch signaling pathway.